GUUUCAGGCCAGCUUGAGAUGCAUACAGCUAUUUACAGCAGAGUGAACGGGAAAUGAGCCUUCACGCUCGCGCCAUCAACCUCCCUCCUCUCUCUGGAAAAUGUAUGAAGCGAGUUGGUAUGAUGCAUUCGUCCCUCGCUCUAGCACCCAGCAGGACAAGUCGAAGGGCCACAAACGUCGCGAGAGUCUACUGAAGCAACCAAACGAUGGCACUUCAGCUGACGUCGAGACCGCAGUCGGUAUACCCGAGAUACCUGAGGAACUUACAGAUACGAUUGGGCCACCAGAAGCUACCAUUGCGCGGCGUGCGAAAUCCUACAGCGACUUUUACGAUGUGGUCAGGGCACACGUUCGAAAAGAGCAUGAGAAGGAACGCGAGGCAGAAAAGGCAAAGAAAAGGACAAGAGACCAAAUUAAGACUGAAAUUGACUUUACGGAAUGGUAUGGAGAUAUCAGCGAUGAGCUGCUAGAUGCGAGCCAUGAGCAGUAUCGACUAUAUCAUGACCAACUGAGCCUCACAAAGUCGCAUUUGGAUAAUCUGCUCCUCGACACAUCUUCUGCUUUAAAGAACCUAGUAUCUCUCUCGAACUCAUUCAAGGCCGUAGAACACCAGACUACUGCUUUUCAGACACAAUGCGAGAGCUUGGUCCACGAUCAAAGGCGCAUUGUUAAGCUUGCAGAUGAAGUGGAAGAUAAUUUGCGGUACUAUGCAUACCUUGAGCCGAUCACACGCAGGUUGAAUGCCCCCGGUGCUGGAAACCACGUGAGACGAAAAGAAUAUGUGGACAUGCUGGAGAACCUCGACAGCUGCUUGGAAUACAUGGAAUCUCAUCCGAGCCACCGCGAAGCGGCCACAUACCGAUCUCGGUACCGAUUACUUCUGACGCGAGGACUCACAUUGAUCCGUGUACACAUCACCAAUGCUCUUCGAGAGAUAGCUGCCGAUGUGUCGAAACGAAUUGCAGAUAGGCAACUCAACGAGACCACUAUGUCUGCUCUUCUGUAUGCCAAAUUCAGGGUCGGUGCCCCAGAACUGAAACAACUAGGUCUCCAAAUACAAAAACGUGCUGUGGUACCAGCGAACGCCGAAGCUGGUACAGAAGCAGAAUAUCAAAGUUUGAUGAACGAAUUGUACCAAAGCUAUUCGACCGCCCGGGGCAGGUUGAUACUGCCUAUCGUCUCAAAGGAGAUGGGGGAAAUUGCGCUGGCUCCAAGCACGUCAAAAGACCUCGUCGCCUUUGCAAGGAGUAGCAUAAGCUUCUUGCGGGGCAUCCUUGUUGACGAAUAUGAGCUGUGGUUCGAAUGGUUUGAGACUGAUGGAAGACUAUAUCACUUUCUCGAAUCGUUAUGCGAGCCCCUUUUCGACCAUCUUCGGCCCCGUAUCAUACACGAAACACAGAUGACCAAACUUUGCGAGCUCUGCACCUUCAUCCAGACCCGAUAUAUAGACCCAGAUGAGGAGGAAGAGGACCCUCUAGAUCGGAGUCGUCUCAACUUUCCAGCUUUGAUACACUCGGCACUAGAAGAUGCUCAGACACGACUUGUAUUCCUCGCACUGGGGGUCCUGAAGACAGACAUUGAGCAAUAUAGGCCGAAGCCAGAGGACCUCGACUAUCCCGGCCGAUUCGAUCGUAAUGCUAAACUCAAGACUUUGUCAGCCCAGCCCGCCCUAUCUGGUCGCAAAGGCUCUCAGAACGGUGUCCUCCCCCAAACCAUGAUUGUCGAGUCAGAAGAAGACGGCCUAAGCGCGUUCAACUUCAAUGCGUACCAAGACUGGUAUCCAACGAUGCGUAAGGCAAUAUGGCUUCUCAGCAAGAUCUACCGCCUUGUCCACUCCUCCGUCUUCGACGACCUUGCUCAUCAAAUAGUCCACCAGACGACGCUCUCCCUACAUAACGCAGCAUCCCAGAUCUCCCAGCGCUCCUCCCCUACUGACGCCAACCUCUUCCUGAUCAAACAUCUACUCCUACUCAAACAACAAAUUGUCGCCUUCGACAUUGAAUUCGUCACCCCAGAAGUCGGCUUCGACUUCUCAUCCAUGACCUCGACCUUCCACGAACUCCGAUCUCGCGGCGGCCUUUUCAACCCCGCAAAUUUGAUGCGCCUCGUCGGCGGCGGCCUCGUCCCAAAAGUAGUCGAGAACAUGCUCGAUGCCAAAGCCGAGCUCGACGGUAAACUCCGCACUGUCAUCAACGAAUUCACAAACUCCUUUGCUACUCGCAUGGCCGCGGCCGUCUCAGAAGGUGCACAGGCGAAAAAGUCGUUCGAUCCGCAUGCCGCUACACAGCUUGUGCGCAGCGCCAUGGAGAAGGAAACGCCGUUUAUGCGCAAGCGGUUGGAGGAGUAUAUCGACGAUGUGCGCACACGCGAGACCCUUGUCGCCGCAGUGCAAGACCGGGUCAUUGAGCUCUACGAGACUUUCCAUGAUCGCUAUGUGGCGCAGAGCAGGGCAAAUGGCAAAGGCUUGCCGAAGAAGGGCAAGGGUAGGGACGAUGAGGUUUGGGAUGCCGAGGCGUUUGCGGAGUGGGCUGAGGGGCUGUUCAAUGUGGGUAGGUUGGCGUUUGAGCAGGAUAUGGACGAGGAUGAUGACGUGGGGAGUAUGGGGAGUGGAAUCAGUCGGAGUGGGAGUACGUAGAGCGACGAUGAUGAGCCGUUGAUGAUGAGCAGUUGAUGAUGAGCAGUGGAUGAGCAGUUAUUCACGAAGGACAGCACCAUCAAUCACGGAUCCAAUAAUAUAAUAUCAUUCAGGGCCUUUGUCGAGCUUUGUUCAAUCUUUAAUUCAUUCGGUCCCAUCUCAUGGGUCAUCUAUAUACGUACAGUUCCCAGGCGGCUUGGGCUGGAUACAUCGCCAUUGCAUUCCCCAUCAGUUGAACUUCAAAAGUGUCCCACCCAGUAACUCCGAGCUCAUAUGCCA
Molecule: messenger RNA, 2914 nt
Organism: Pseudovirgaria hyperparasitica
Lineage: Eukaryota; Fungi; Ascomycota; Dothideomycetes; Acrospermales; Acrospermaceae
Product: Sec34-domain-containing protein
Exons: 5
Coding region: 101-2635 (844 amino acids)
Biological process (GO): Golgi organization; intra-Golgi vesicle-mediated transport; autophagy
Cellular component (GO): membrane; cis-Golgi network; COG complex
Source: RefSeq, a predicted model, not a curated record